Scleropages formosus (Asian bonytongue) is the source of this 987-nucleotide messenger RNA. Its product is annotated as poly(U)-specific endoribonuclease-C-like. The record is from RefSeq and is a predicted model, not a curated record. Gene Ontology annotation, molecular function: RNA endonuclease activity. The transcript has 8 exons. NCBI's taxonomy places the organism in Eukaryota, Metazoa, Chordata, Actinopteri, Osteoglossiformes, Osteoglossidae. The coding region runs from base 76 to 939 and encodes 287 amino acids.
ACCAAGGUCCUCCAGAAUUUUCCUGUGCUUUUGGCAAGGGUGGAGGUCUAAUACCGAACUGAAGACUUAAGCGCGAUGGCUCGCAGUGACGCUGUGAACCGGGAGCUGUCGGAUGUCCUGAAUGAGCUGUGGAAGUUGGACGAUAACCGACUGAAGCCCGGGAAGGAUUACAUCAUUUCGUUGCAGGGGAAGGCGGGAUAUGUGGCAAAAGGCAGCCAAGCCAGGGAUAUGGCAAGACAACCACUGUUCUCCUAUGUCAACGAGGAGAAGCUGAGGAGCAUCAAAUCCUACUCUUCCUUCAUCAGCCUGCUGGAUAACUAUGAGACGUCCACAGGCGUAACGGAAACAGUGACUAAGGAAGAACUGGAUGAAAAUGACCGCUUCCUGGAUGCCAUCCUGGAGACAAAAGUCAUGCAGCGGGCACAUAGUUAUCUCGUGAGCAAGGCUCAAUCCCCUCCAGACCUAAAAAAGUUCAAGGCUCAGCUUUAUGACAUCUGGUUCCGGCUCUACCACAGAGACCGAAGCGGAGGCGCGGACUCCUGUGGAUUUGAACACGUGUUUGUUGGAGAGACAAAGUUUGGGAAAGAGAUCACUGGUUUUCACAACUGGAUUCAGUUCUACCUACAGGAGAAGCUCAAAAAUGUGGAUUACAAGGGCUAUAAGGCUCAGGACAAGGAUAAGCCAGAUGAAAAUGACCACGUCCUGAACCUUCAGUUCAGCUGGAAGACACUGGUGAAGCCAGUGGGCAGCUGUUUUAUUGGAGUCAGCCCUGAAUUUGAGGUGGCCUUGUUUACUAUUGUCUUCCUCAUGUCCAAGGAAAAAGUUACAAACACCACUGUGCAGGUGGACGAGUACCUUCUGGAGCUGGUUGUGUUCCGUCAUGGCUUUUCCAUCGGCACUUCCUACCCCAAACUGCUGAGUAGCAACAUGCAUAUGUAGAGACUAGUGUCCAUCCCUGAUGUCUUGCGCAUUCACCGCUCUCGGUGA